CUACGGUCCACCUUAUUCCGUGGCGUUGAGCUCUUAAACAAAAGAUUCUUCGUCUGUUAGUUAACCCAAUUCGUCGUUAUUUAAUUCAUAAAAGUAUGGAGGGAUGGGAAAUAAAAAUUACUGUCGUCUCUAUUUAAUCUCUCAUUUUAGUUUCUCUCCCAUUUUCUUCUUCUUCUUCUUCUUCUUCUUCUUUUUCCUUAUAUUGUUGCUGUUGUUUGCUCAACUCUCGACUUGCAGCAAACUCAUCAGUGGUUGAAAGGAAGCAAACAUUCUUCAGCAGUGAGGGUGCUGGGGAACUUCACGGAAUUAAAUCUUUUUGGACCACACGGGGGUAGUAUAAACGCUGUAAAUUAUAAUCAGAUGCAGAAUGAAGAUUCAAAUGAGACUAGCACUAGAGCUAGUUACAACUCCAGUAAUUUACCUGAACCUGAUCUUGAGAAGCAGGGAAACAACCUGGUGUUGCCUCAGGAGGAAAAGCUGGCACGCUCUGUUAAGGAUUCGACCUGUGAGGCCAGUCCGACAUUGUUAACCAUCGUGGUAACGAAGGGUGAGUCUCAUGUAACUCAGCAGCCAGUAGCUCAAUUAUCAAAAGAUAUGGACUGUAUUAUGGAUGAAUUACCUCGUGUGGCUCCUCAAAAGGGUUUUUUUUCGAGGAGCAUUAGUUCCGACGUGGAAUGCAGAGUUUGUCAACAGGACAAGGAAGAAGGUCUUAUAGAUCUUGGUUGCCAAUGUAAGGGGGGUCUUGCAAAAGCCCAUCGAUCUUGUAUUGACAUGUGGUUUCGUACAAAAGGAUCCAACAAAUGCGAAAUAUGCCAAGCUGUAGCUGUAAAUGUAUCAGCUCCAGAGUCCCAGCCCAGUACAAAUUACUGGGUUUGGAGGGUUGAUCCAAGCUUUACCCCACAUGAACGUCAAAGGGGUUGUUUUAGUCCACUAUGGGUGGCAUUCUCAAUCCUUAUUGUUGGUUUAAUGUUGGAUGUGUUUAUAUCCGUUACUCUUGGUGUCUCUGUACUGCCUGUUAACAUCAUAAUUGGUGUUAUUGUUGUACUAGGACUUGGAACUGCCCUUCGACUUGCCCUUGAAUUCUGCCACGAGUGGAGUAUUAGGAGAGCCGUGCAAAGGGUAGAAGCAAAUGUGGCUCUUGGGCAUCAUCCUGCUUUGUAGGUAAACCUGUAUAUAGUAAAAUUUGAGUCUACUAGCCAAUUACGUGGUUCUUUUUAUUUGCGUAUAUAAAGUUCAGCAUACUACUCUGCGAGGGCACCAUUAUUGUUACCACUCACAUUUAUACACCAUAACACAGUUUGUAACAUUCCCCUUGAAUGGUUUGAGAAUUUACAGUCAAAUUGGACAUGAAACAUUUGGUUUGGAUAUGUAUGCCAGGGUUUCAAGUUUUCGAGAUGA
Hibiscus syriacus is the source of this 1398-nucleotide messenger RNA. RefSeq names its product E3 ubiquitin-protein ligase MARCHF2-like. NCBI's taxonomy places the organism in Eukaryota, Viridiplantae, Streptophyta, Magnoliopsida, Malvales, Malvaceae. Bases 361 to 1161 code for a protein of 266 amino acids. Gene Ontology annotation, molecular function: zinc ion binding. The transcript is spliced from 7 exons. The record is from RefSeq and is a predicted model, not a curated record.